AUGGCUGCCACUAGACGUUGCGCGCGCCUGCUCGCGUCGUUCCUCCCCGCGCCUUCCCACGCGGCAUGCCUGCCGCACCGUGCCGCAAAUCUCUCUUCCGCCAGGCCUACAUGUUUAACGGCCGUCGCGACGCUGUCGGAGAGAGCAACGGCAGAGUCACCGCCAUGCGCGCCGGCGCUUCUCGGCGUCCCCACCGCACGCACUUCCCGCCAUCUCGCGUCCCCCCCUUCCGCCCUGACCCCUGCAGCGUCGCGGUUCCGCGUCGAGUCUUUUGCAGUCGCGGAUCUGCUCGGCGCAAUCCAAGCGCGUGCGCCCGCCUUCUCCUCCGCCAGCCAGCGCAUCGACUCCUCUCCGCCGCAGCAUCUGCCGGCUGACCCCGCUAGUGCCACCCCGGCGGAAGGAUCGGACGGCGCACGCAGCGCUCCGCUUGCCGCUUGCGAAAGUGGCGACGAGGAGGACGACCCGAUUUUAGCGCGGCGUGAGGCGGAUCUCGCGCCGGACAGAGCGCGGAGCGCGCCUGAAGAGGAUCCGAUACCGUCCGACGCAGAUGGCGGCGGGGAAGCGGCGAGCGCCGUGAGUGGCGGGCGUAGGCAGCGUCCCCCACCUGAGUUGAUUGGCAACUUUUCUCGGCUGCAGCAGUUGCAUACUCUGCUGCCCUACGUCCCUAUUUCCAACCCUAAGCUCAAUCCAACCAUCUACGAGGGCGUGCUAGUGGAGCUGCUCGUCUCCCCGCACUCCUCCUACAACCGCCAGCUGCCUCCCACACUAGCCCGCUGGCCGCCAGCUCUCUACAACCUGGGGGCCGUCAUUGCUGUUGCGGAGAAGCGCCUGCUGCAGCAGGGCACUGCCAUACAGCUGCAGCUCCUGGCGGGUCUCUAUGUGCGCAACAGGGACUUCAUCGAGGCUCUGGACGUCUAUUUGCGGAUUCUGGUGGCGCAGCACAGGGCACACCACACUGAUUCCAGCGCUGCUACUCAGCUAACGGAUUUCGAUGGACACAUUGGUGAACAUGCUCAGGCGCUUGCUGCUGCUGACGUGGAUGGGGGUUUCCAAGGGCGUGUGACAAGCCAUGCUGACGUGGAUGGAGAACAGUUGCAUUCACCAGUGAAAGCACCUGUUAAUGGCAGGAUAGCAGGCAAAGACGCGGCAGGCAGAGAGACAGCUCACAAACACAGCAUCCAUACAAGGGCUGCCGGUCCAUCCUCGGUAGACCACCGCCGAUACCCAGUGCAAGAAUCCAAUCUCUCAUUCCCUAGCGAGUCAAUAACAAGUGCAAAAUGGCCGGGACCUGAUGUUUUUGAGUUUAUUCGUGAGCACAGGCUCGUGCGCCACCUCCUCUCUCCCGCCCCGGACCACCAUCACCGCCUCCCCUCCCUCUUCCUCAUCCACCCGCACCGUGCCGCCGCCCUCCUCGCCGACCACAUUGCUGUCGUGCCGCCCGAAACCGUCGUCCGCCAGCUGCUGGACGUCGACUCGCCGCCCAUGCUUGGGCCGCCCGAGCCGGCCGCUGCGCGCCAGCUGUCGCCGCGUGGUUCGGCGGCAGCGCUGGUGGAUGGAACAGUGCAUGAGGGUGGAGAUGGAGGGAGUGAAGCGCUGCUGACGGGGAGAGAGAGGCGGAUGGCGCUUCACUGCUACCUGCGUGAGGUGUUUGAGCGAAUGCCAGAGGUGGCAUCAGCGUUUCAUCCCAUGCAGGUUGAGUUGUAUGCAGACUUCGACUGCCGCCUGCUGCUGCCCUUCCUGCAGUCAUCCGACCACUACCCCCUGCAAGACGCUCUGAACCUGUGCGUGCAACGGGGCCUGGUGGAGGAGCAGGUGUUUCUGCUCACCCGCAUGGGGGAUUACAAAGAAGCGCUAUCACUCCUGCUAGACCGACUCAAGGAUGUCAACCGGGCAAUAAUACUGGCCAGAGAGGUGAAAGAACAGUACGUGUGGAAUUUCCUCCUGAAACGAUCUGCUACAAACCCGCGCUUGGUGGCAGCGCUCAUGGAGCAAGCCACGGACAUUUUCUCUCCCAAGCAGCUGCUUGCUGGAGUCUCGCCAAACACUUACCUAAAAGAGUUGCGGCAGCAUCUGCUGGCAGUACUGGCAGCGUCAGCAACAGAGGUGUCUCUCCGCCAGGGCUGCAUUGCCCUCUUGCAAUCCGAGUGCAUCGACCUCCUCUUCCUCUUCAUCCUCCAAUCGCAAUUCGCCGCCCGCUUCUCCUCCACCUCCGCUGCACCACGCCACCUUCCCCUUCUCCCCCUACCAUCUUCCACUGCAACAGCAACAAGCACGCUGAUUUCUCCAUAUACUUCUUCUCAGGCCACCUCUGGGUUGUUUUGUGGUGGAGUAGCUGGGACGUCACUUCUCAGCCUGUAUUCCCGCAAGCCGUUUCGAAGGAAGGCGUUUAUGGGAGAAACUGCUGGCAGGGGUAUCGAAGGUGGUGGGAGCGAUUUGGUGGGGAGGGCAGGACAGGAGGAGGGCAAGACGGGGAGUGAGGAGAGGGAGGAGACGGAGAGGAGGAGGAAGGAGAAAGAAGAGGCGAGAGCUGUGGCUCUGGCGUUUCGACAGCUGGAAAUGGGGGAAGCUUGUGAUCAUGGAAGGAUAAAGGAGAGAGGAGGCGUGGAGAGAGCCGUGAGAAGGGGAGGAGGAGGGGGGAGAUUGAAUGGGCUGCAAGGAGCUGUUGGUUCUGACAGUUUUCUUCCCUCUAUAUCUCAAGCAGAGGAAGAGGAAGAGGAUGAGGAUGAGGACGAGGAUGAGGAGAGAGAUAGUGAUGGGGAGGAAGAGGAGGAUGAGGUUAUGUGGAGUGAGCAGUGGUCGUCUGCCCUACUCUUCCCUGCAUCUGGAGGGCUGAAAAUAACAACAAUUGCUGUUGAAGCUGGUGAGGGUUACAGGGAUGAUAUCAGAACAGGUGGUAACAAGGUUGAUGUUGGAAAAAAGGGGGCGGGGGAGAGAGGGAGAGGAGGGCUGCUUAGAGCCUGGAGUGAGGUAUUUGAAGGGGAGAGUGGGGGGAGUGUGGCGAUGGAGGGGUUGAGACGGGCAGGAAGUGAAGUGCGAAGAGGGAGGGAGGAAGGUGUGGGUGAGGGUGAUGUGCGGAGAGGGGAAGUAGGGCUGUUGGAGGGAAGGCAAGGGGGCAGGAAGGGGAACUACAAGUGGAAGAGGAGGGAGGUUGAAGAGCAGGAGCUUCUUGGUGGGGGUGCUCCCCGGUGCAGCUUGUGUCUGGAUGCGCUGCAUCUGCACCAGCAGGAGAUUGCUUGUUUUUUCUGCACGCAUGCGUACCACGUGCCAUGUUUGGAGGUGGCAUUGAAGCUGGGAGGAAUUGGGAGUUAUGCACCGCUGGACAAGGAUUUCGACCUAGACGACCUGGAGGUCAAAUUGGCGGAGCUGGAGGCGGAGUUACUGGAGAUAAAUGCCAACGCUGAGAAGCUUCUACGAAGCCGGAAUGAGCUGAAUGAAUUGCAGCUCGUCCUUGAAAAGAUGGAUGCUGCUGUCCACCAGAGGGAGUUUGAAGAAGCAAGCUCGGGCCGGGAAAUAACGUCUGACACUGCACUCUUAUUGGAGCAGGAAAUGGUCUCAGAACCUGGCAAGCAGAUGCGCCUUGGAUUCGUCACAGGGCUUGUCCCUAAGGUCAAGGCUGCAACAUUUGAGAGGAUUUUGUUUCGAGCAACUCGUGGAAACAUGUACCUUAAGCAGGAGGAGCUUGACGAGCCAGUAGUGGAUCCUGCAACAGGAGAAGAAGUGGAGAAGGUGGUCUUCGUUGUUUUCUUUGCCGGUGAGCGAGCUCGGACCAAGAUCAUGAAAAUCUGUGAGGCAUUUGGUGCAAAUCGUUACCCGUUUCCAGAGGACCCACAGAAACAGAGGCAAAUGCAUUCUGAGGUGAUUGCACGGUUAUCAGAGUUGCAGACCACCAUUGAUGCAGGCAACAGACACAGAGAUAGUUUGCUGAACAACAUAAGCUACCAGAUCGAAAACUGGGCAAGCCUGGUUCGGAGGGAAAAGGCUAUAUACCACAUAUUGAACCAGCUGUCCAUUGACGUCACUCGCAAGUGCCUUUUGGCUGAGGCAUGGUGCCCGGUGUAUGCGAAGUCAGAGAUUCAAGAUGCUCUUCAUCGUGCAGUGACCAUGAGCAAGGCAGAUGUGGGUACUAUCUUUCAGACGAUUCGGUCUGGCGAGUCCCCUCCGACAUACUUUAAGACCAACAAGUUCACUGGUGCUUUUCAAGGGAUCAUCGACGCCUACGGCAUGGCACGAUACCGGGAGGCCAACCCUGGGGUUUUCACCAUCAUCACCUUUCCAUUCCUCUUUGCUGUCAUGUUUGGUGACUGGGGUCAUGGCAUCCUGAUGCUCCUUGCAUCCCUUUGGCUUGUCAAGAACGAGAGGAAGUUGGGCUCCCAGAAACUUGGUGACAUUAUGGAGAUGGUGUAUGGAGGCCGCUACCUCAUCCUGCUUAUGUCUAUUUUCUCCAUCUACACUGGCUUCGUUUACAACGAGUUCUUUGCUGUCGCCUUCGAUUUUGCCAUAUUUGGUGGCUCGGCAUACACUUGUCGCACCCCAGACUGCGGUGAUGCAGCCUCUACUGGUUUGGUGAAGACAGGCAACACGUACCUUUUUGGAGUGGACCCUCGGUGGAAGGGCUCUCGCACAGAGCUUCCCUUCUUGAACUCUCUCAAGAUGAAGAUGAGCAUUGUGCUGGGAGUCACUCACAUGUUUCUGGGCCUUGCUCUCAGCCUCUGCAACGCCCUCUUCUUUGACCUGCCACUCAACAUUUGGUACGAGUUCAUCCCACAGGUCCUAUUCUUGGCUUCUUUGUUCGGCUAUCUCUCGCUGCUCAUAAUAGUCAAGUGGGUCACAGCCUCCCAAGCUGAUCUCUACCAUGUCAUGAUCUACAUGUUCCUCAACCCCACUGAGCCACUGGGAGAGAACGAGCUCUUUUGGGGGCAAGGAACACUCCAGAUCGUUUUGCUGCUUAUUGCUCUCAUCUCGGUUCCAUGGAUGCUUUUUCCAAAACCUCUGAUUCUACGUGCUGAGCACAUUAAGAAGCGUCAGGGGCGAGCGUAUGCAGCACUGAACUCAGACAAUGAACUGUAUGAGAUGGAGGCAUUGCACCCAGGAGAGGAGGGCCAAUUGCACCAUCAUCAUCAUGAGGAGGAGUUUGACUUCGGGGAGGUGAUGGUGCAUCAGAUGAUUCACACCAUUGAGUUUGUGCUGGGCGCCGUCUCCAACACGGCCUCCUACCUGCGUCUCUGGGCUCUCAGCUUGGCGCAUGCGGAGCUUUCGGCUGUCUUCUUUGAGCGAGUGCUGCUUCCAGCAUUUGAGUAA
Messenger RNA from Closterium sp. Naga37s-1, 5298 nucleotides. NCBI's taxonomy places the organism in Eukaryota, Viridiplantae, Streptophyta, Zygnematophyceae, Desmidiales, Closteriaceae. The record is from the annotation of a GenBank genome assembly.